Ostreococcus tauri is the source of this 2040-nucleotide messenger RNA. RefSeq names its product unnamed product. NCBI's taxonomy places the organism in Eukaryota, Viridiplantae, Chlorophyta, Mamiellophyceae, Mamiellales, Bathycoccaceae. The record is from RefSeq and is a predicted model, not a curated record. The coding region runs from base 1 to 2040 and encodes 679 amino acids. The transcript has a single exon.
AUGGCGCGAUGGCGCGUCGUCGCGCUCGCGGUGUGCGCGGCGGUGGUCGUCGCGCUCGCGAACGUCUCGAGCGUCGACGCGAGCGCGAGCGGGGACGUAGCGCGCGUGCGAGGGAUCGCGCGCGGAGAUUUUUUUUCGGUCGACGCGCGCGCGAACGACGACGACGACGUCGCGAACGCGACGGUGCGCGCGGGAGGUGGAUCGGUGGAGAGCGAUGUCGAUGACGCGUCGAUGGGGACGGACGACGACGCGGACGAUGACGCGGAUGACGAGGGGGAGGAGGAUGGCGACGACGAGGGCGAACCAGAUGCGGAGGACGACGGCGCAGACGACGGAGACGACGAGCCGGCGUUCAGGGACGACGAGGAGGUUGACGUAGCGAUCGGGACGUACGAGACGUGCGAUGUGUGCGAGCGCUGCGCCCUGGGGAAGGUGCCGGAGGGAGUGACGGUGAGCGCGCCGCGAGGCGGAGCGAAGACCGGGGCUCUCUUUGAAGUGACGUCGAAGCGGUGCGGGAUGUGUUACGAGUGUAACCUCGUUCUCGAACGCUUGGCGUCAAAAGAAAAAUUCAGGGGACACGAGGUAAAGACGCAAAUAGGAGCGAGUGGGGCAGCGGUAUUCUUGGGACGGAUGCGCGCGGACGACGCUGGCGAAGAGGUGAAGACCGUAAUUGUCAAGUCGUGGUGCGGAUUGCGAGGAGAGUACGUGCACAAUCUCGAGGAUAAGUUCGCUCGGCCCCAGUCUUCGCAGUGUUAUGGCGAUCAAAAGUUGAAAUCGCGCCCGGAUUUUGAUAGCAAAAAGGAGUGUCGACCGAGGGCGACGGACGGAUCGGUAGUUUGCACACAUGCGUUUUUGGGUGCUCUUGAGAAGAUCGCCGUCGAGGCAGGGCUGACCGAUGUAGUUCCGCGCGUACAAUCAUUCAGAGCGCGGACUUUCUUGCCCUGGGAUGGCACGCGAUCAGCGGGCGUGAAACAAGACGUCGACGUGAUUGUUUUUGAAAAGGCGCUCGGCGUGGCGCUCGAAUCCAUCGGUACACACAAGCUCACGAAGGAGAAUCUCGAGCUCUUGCGCAAUAUCAACCCACAAAAGGUGAAACAACUUGCUCUAUACGACGUUCUCACUGCGCAAUCGGACCGACACGGGCAAAAUGUUUUUAUCUCCGAAGGUGGUAGUAUUCACGGUAUCGACAACGAGGCAUCGAUGGUCGACGAGUUGAAUUCAAUGUUUAUCCCCGGAGGUCAAAAGUUUGAGGUGUACAGGAUCGGGUACCACAUUGUCUGUUGCAAAAAUGGUGGUAAGUGUGGUGAGGGGACACCUUCAGACCCCUCAAUGGGCACGAUGCUGGAUUAUCGCUGCUAUGUCGAUAAUGGGUACAUCGGCACAAAUUAUCCACCCGAGUUUAAGGGGUUUCUCGAGCGUGUAGACGCGAUGAAAGACGUGCGAGAGGUGUACGAAUACUUCAAAUUCGGUAACAAAGAGCACGCGGAGAAGCUGAAAGCGCGCGUGAAAGAUCUUUUGACGCUCGGAUUCGAGGGCACCGUGAAAAAAAUGUACGCUGGCAUGAAACCCGGCGACGGAGGUUAUGGCAACUUUCAGUACCCAAUUCAACCUCCGUGCUGCGGUCCAGGUCAUUGCAAAGUCAAUACGGAGCUCCCCGAUGAUUCAAAGGAGUGCAUUCAUGACUGCAACGCGACUGGAUUUGAUCCGCGAGCCAAGUAUUUCAUCGGCGAAAACAACGAAUCCGCGUGGCGAGCCUUUUCAAAGGCUGACUUCGGAGCCGCGGAGCCGCACGUUGAGGAGGGCGGCGCCACCGAAGAGAAAAAUACCACAACCACCGCCACCGACGACAUCGACGAGGUGGAGAAAUCACCAGAACGCCCCGCAUCUGGCUCCAUCGACAUCGCGCCCCAGCUCGAGGCCCUCCGCGCCAAGCUCCGCGUCAAGCUCUCCGAGCUCUACGACCUUCGGCGCGCGGAGGCGAACAUCGAGAACGCCACUGUCCCAACCCCAUCUCGCCGUAUUCUGCGAGUACAAUCUUAA